Messenger RNA from Alnus glutinosa, 2740 nucleotides. RefSeq lists its product as uncharacterized. The coding region runs from base 168 to 2540 and encodes 790 amino acids. Gene Ontology annotation, molecular function: protein binding. Gene Ontology annotation, biological process: autophagy. NCBI's taxonomy places the organism in Eukaryota, Viridiplantae, Streptophyta, Magnoliopsida, Fagales, Betulaceae. The transcript is spliced from 13 exons. Gene Ontology annotation, cellular component: intracellular membrane-bounded organelle. The record is from RefSeq and is a predicted model, not a curated record.
CGAUGCUAACAUUCAAGUUUCAACGACGAGUUUGAAAGAAGAAAGACAAGCCCUUCUUCUCCCGACGGAGAGAGAGAGAGAGAGAGAGCCCUAGUUAGGGCUUUAACAUAUCAGAGGGCGAUGUUUUCUCUCUACAACUGUCUCAAACUCGUCUCGAUCAUAGCGAAAUGAGGGGACGAUCUCGACCGCACGAUCAGACCCCGCUCUCAUCCCUGCCAUCCGAUCGUUCACACCACAGUGGUAGAAAUAUUUUCUGUUUGAUAAAGCUGAGAGAGAUAUCUCCUAGGACAAAGCAUGUGCCAAAAAGGCAGUGGGGAGAAGCUUCUAAACCUGGGCCCAAAAGUGAAGCAGCCAGAGAUCCAAGACGUGGUCUUCUCUCAUGGGUUGAGGCAGAGACAUUGCGCCAUUUGUCUGCUAAGUACUGCCCGUUGGUGCCUCCUCCAAGAUCAACUAUUGCAGCAGCAUUCAGUCAUGAUGGAAGAAAACUUGCUUCUACGCAUGGUGACCAUACGGUAAAGAUAAUUGAUUGUCAAACUGGAAGUUGCUUAAAGGUGUUAAGUGGUCAUAGGAGGACUCCCUGGGUGGUUAGGUUCCAUCCAUUGCAUCCAGAAAUACUUGCAAGUGGGAGCUUAGAUUAUGAAGUUCGGUUAUGGGAUGCGAACACAUCAGAGUGUAUAGGAUCGCGGGAUUUCUAUCGUCCCAUUGCAUCCAUUGCUUUCCAUGCAAAAGGGGAUAUCCUUGCUGUUGCAUCAGGCCACAAGUUAUACAUAUGGCACUACAACAAGAAAGGAGAAGCUUCAUCGCCGACCAUUGUAUUAAAGACAAGGCGUUCACUACGAGCAGUGCAUUUUCACCCUCAUGCCGCUCCAUUUCUCUUAACUGCUGAGGUCAAUGAUCUUGACUCUUCAGAUUCCUCAAUGACAUGCGCAACAUCUUUGGGUUACUUGCGAUAUCCUCCUCCAGCUGUUUUUGUUGCAAAUGUUCAUUCCAAUGAACGUGUUAGUUUGAUUGCUGAACUACCUCUCAUGUCCUUCCCUUUCUUGUUUGUGCCUUCGUUUGCCAUAGAUGACUCACAGAUAGAAUUGCAGCAUGCUGGUUUGAGUAGCAUGCAAGUGGAGCCUGCUGCUUCAAUACAGCUUCAAAUGGAUGCAAAUGAAGCACGGCAUUAUGAUAUUAUGGCAUCUCCUAUGGAGACAUUUCCUGCUAUUCCUACUGGCUCACAUAGUGGUAUGGAAGAUACUGCCAAUAACCAUUUCACUAGUGGAACAGGAAGUGGUGUUUAUGACCCCACAGUCAAUGCUAUGGAAAUUGAUGAAAUGCAGACUGUUGGGAGAAGCCAGCGUGGAAGCUCUCCUAACUUAGAUACUGUUGGUGGUAUCAAUACUGCAUUUUGUGGAGCACGUGGAUAUAUUCCAACACGCUUGGAUCUUGCUGAGUUUGGGAAAUUUCAUCAGUUUUUACCUUACAGAGACCCAAUUGGGUGGGAGCUACCUUUUUUGCAAGGAUGGUUAAUGGGUCAAAGCCAUGGUGGUCUUCCUUCAAUGUUGCCGCUUAAUGGUGAUGAUAUUAAUCGUGAGCAGUCAGCUCGACAUAUAGGUUCCUCCAUCUUGGCAUCUCAUGUGUCGACUCAUAAUCUGACAAUGCCAGGCAGCAUCAGUGCACCUGGCGUUUCUGGAAGAUCUAACUUGCGACAUCAUUUUCCACACUCUCACUUCUCUGUAUCUGAACCUUUUGAGGGUGCUGCUCCUAAUGCCCCAAAUGAUCGGGUUGAUGCUCAACCCAUUAUUAGUAGAAUCCAGUCGAAAGUCACUACCUCACUCGCUGCUGCAACUGCUGCAGAGCUACCUUGCACUGUGAAGCUAAGAGUAUGGUCACAUGAUAUAAAAAAUCCUUGUGCCCUACUCAAUGCUGAAAGAUGCUGCUUAACCAUACCCCAUGCUGUCCUUUGUAGUGAAAUGGGUGCCCAUUUUUCACCUUGUGGGAGAUUUUUAGCUGCCUGUGUUGCAUGCACAUUUCCCCAUAUGGAAGCUGAUCCAGGUUAUCACACUCUAAUCCAUCAAGAUCCUGGGGCUGCGUCGUCCCCAACUCGACAUCCAGUCUCAGCUCACCAAGUCAUAUACGAGCUCCGCAUUUAUUCCCUGGAGAAGGCAACCUUCGGUUCAGUGCUUGUAUCACGAGCGAUACGAGCUGCUCAUUGUUUGACUUCUAUCCAGUUCUCACCGACAUCUGAGCACAUAUUACUUGCCUAUGGCCGACGGCAUGGUUCUCUUCUUAAAAGCAUUGUCAUUGAUGGGGAAACAACAUUGCCUAUCUACACAGUUCUAGAGGUUUACAGAGUUUCAGAUAUGGAGCUUGUGGGAGUGCUUCCAAGUGCUGAGGAUGAGGUCAAUGUCGCUUGCUUUCAUCCAAUUGCUGGGGGAGGUCUUGUUUAUGGAACAAAGGAAGGGAAGCUUAGGGUUCUACAAUGUGAUGGUGGUCGUGUGAAUUGCACCAAAUCAAAUUACUUUCCCGAGGAAAACAUGGCUCUUGUAGGACAGUGAGCCAGGUUGUAGCAUAUUCUUCCUUUUUUCAUUUAUAUUUAAGAAAACACAGUUCUCAGCUUUGCUCUUAAAAUGUCUCUGCGUAAUCCUUUUCUUUUUUCCUUUAACCCCUCACAAAACUGUGACUUUUGUAAAUGCUAGUCAUAGCUUAAAAGACUUUACUUUUCACAUGCUAACAAAGCUGGUGGCUUAUCUUUCUA